Molecule: messenger RNA, 864 nt
Organism: Cannabis sativa
Lineage: Eukaryota; Viridiplantae; Streptophyta; Magnoliopsida; Rosales; Cannabaceae
Exons: 2
Coding region: 1-864 (287 amino acids)
Source: RefSeq, a predicted model, not a curated record
AUGGAUAAAGAAUGGAUGAAAAGAAAUAGAUUGUCUAAGGAAUAUGAAGAGGGUGUUGAGUAUUUCAUGGAAUUUGCCAGAAAAAAUGGCGACGACCCUAAUAUGAUACCUUGCCCAUGUAUGAUGUGUCGAAAUUUUAAAAAGUUAAGUGGUGUAGACGUAAGAGUACACCUUUACAAAUGUGGUAUAGAUUCGUCAUACAAAAAUUGGAUUCGGCAUGAAGAAAAUUUUGCGGAACGCCCAGAUGAAUUUGUAAGAUUGAUUGAGGAGUCCGAAAAGCCAAUUUAUCCCGAGUCUAAGGUUACAAAAAUGUCAUUCUUGAUUAGGAUGUAUAAUUUAAAGGCUAGAAAUGGAUGGAGUGACAAUGGGUUUUCUCAAAUACUUUCUUACAUGUGUGAGAUUUUUCCUGAAGGUAACAAUAUCCCUAGUAGUACUUAUGAGGCGAAGAAGAUAUUGCGAUCACUGGGCAUGGAGUAUGAAAAGAUACAUGCAUGCCCAAAUGAUUGCAUUUUGUUUAGGAAUGAGUUUGCUGAUGCUAGUAAUUGCCCUGUGUGUAAGUACUCUCGAUGGAAGUUGAAUGAUAAUGGGAAAGAGCUUAAAAUUGGCACUCCUGCAAAAUUGUUGUGGUAUAUUCCCCCGAUCCCUAGGUUUAAGCGAUUAUUUUGCAAUCCAGAACAUUCAAAGAGUCUUGUAUGGCAUGACGAAGAGAGAAUUAAGGAUGGAAAAUUGCGUCAUCCAGUGGAUUCUCCAUCUUGGAAGAAAAUUGACGAUAUGUAUCCAAAAUUAGUUUUGGAUCCUAGAAAUCUUCGUCUUGGUCUUUCUGCAGAUGGAAUUAAUCCUCAUAGUUCAAUGAGUAGCAAUUAA